This is a messenger RNA of Elephantulus edwardii (Cape elephant shrew), 720 nucleotides long. It is a transcript of the gene TMBIM4, whose product is annotated as transmembrane BAX inhibitor motif containing 4. The transcript has 7 exons. The record is from RefSeq and is a predicted model, not a curated record. Gene Ontology annotation, cellular component: membrane. Gene Ontology annotation, biological process: negative regulation of apoptotic process. Lineage: Eukaryota; Metazoa; Chordata; Mammalia; Macroscelidea; Macroscelididae. The coding region runs from base 4 to 720 and encodes 238 amino acids.
GCCAUGGCCAGCUCAGACCCUCUCUACCCAUCCUCGUCGAUCGAGGAUGACUUCAACUAUGGCAGCUGCGUGGCCUCGGCCAGCGUGCACAUCCGAAUGGCUUUUCUAAGAAAGGUUUAUAGCAUCUUUUCUCUGCAAGUUCUCUUGACUACAGUGACAUGUUCCGUGUUUUUAUACUUUCAGUCUAUACGGACAUUUGUGCAUGAGAGUCCUGCUCUCAUUUUGGUGUUUGCCCUUGGAUCUUUGGGUAUGAUUUGCGCAUUGACACUGAACAGACAUAAGCAUCCCCUUAAUUUAUACCUGCUUUUUGGAUUUACACUAUUGGAAGCUCUGACUGUGGCCAUUGUUGUUACUUUCUAUGAUGUCUAUAUUGUUCUACAAGCUUUUAUAUUGACAACUGCAGUAUUUCUUGGCUUGACUGCAUAUACUCUACAGUCAAAGAAAGAUUUUAGCAAAUUUGGAGCAGGGCUAUUUACGGUUUUGUGGAUUUUGUGCUUGUCGGGAUUCUUAAGGUUAUUCUUCUAUAGCGAGACACUGGAGUUGGUCUUUGCUGCUGGGGGAGCCCUGCUUUUCUGCGGCUUCAUCAUCUAUGACACCCACUCACUGAUGCAUAGGCUGUCACCUGAAGAGUAUAUACUGGCAGCCAUCAGCCUCUACUUGGAUGUCAUCAAUCUGUUCCUGCAUCUGUUGCGUUUAUUAGAAGCAGCUAAUAAAAAAUAA